AUGGCGAUUAGUUCCCCUGAAACUGAAAACCCCACUCCUGAGAACGCCAGACUGCCUAGUCGAAUUCAGCAAGGAGCAGAUAGAACUGAAAAGUCUACGCCAGAUGACUUGUCAGCAACGCCCAUUUCUAGUUACUACAAGCUCCUGGUUGAUCCACUCUUCAUGAUCGACAUCGUGUCUAUAAUGUUAAGUUGGAUAAUCAUGGGGUUCAAUGAACCAACCAUGGAGCCGCAUCUUGCAGAGUUCAAUAUCAAUAGCGCACAAAUCGGCGUCAUCUUCAUGGUUCAAUACGCCAGCUAUACCGUAGGCUCUGUAUGUUCGGCAGUCUUCUGCAGUCUCAAGAUGGAAGCGGGAUUCGGACUUACAGGACACCUUCUAGCCAUUCUGGCUUACAUACUGCUUGGACCAGCACCCUUCAUUCCCUACGAACCGACUUUGUGGAUGGCUUACAUUGCACAGGUUUUCAUCGGAAUAGGUACAGCUGCGCAAUUCGCCUGUCAUUACUGCCACGCAAUUAAAGUCGCUAUAGAUCGCGGAUAUCCAGACACAGCGCGAACAGUCGGUUUCGUGUCCGGCGUUGUUUUCUCCUUCAUUGUAACAGGUGCCAUAGUGACGUCCCCAAUUGCCGGGUAUUUGGUGGAGACAUUCGGAUUCAGAAAAGGUUCAAUGGCAUUACUGGGAGUACUCGUGCUUUGGGUAAGCAGCUAA
Ixodes scapularis (black-legged tick) is the source of this 708-nucleotide messenger RNA. RefSeq lists its product as uncharacterized. The transcript has 7 exons. Gene Ontology annotation, molecular function: transmembrane transporter activity. Bases 1 to 708 code for a protein of 235 amino acids. Lineage: Eukaryota; Metazoa; Arthropoda; Arachnida; Ixodida; Ixodidae. The record is from RefSeq and is a predicted model, not a curated record.